Metschnikowia bicuspidata var. bicuspidata NRRL YB-4993 is the source of this 741-nucleotide messenger RNA. RefSeq lists its product as uncharacterized. Gene Ontology annotation, cellular component: mitochondrion. NCBI's taxonomy places the organism in Eukaryota, Fungi, Ascomycota, Pichiomycetes, Serinales, Metschnikowiaceae. Gene Ontology annotation, molecular function: ribosomal large subunit binding. Bases 1 to 741 code for a protein of 246 amino acids. Gene Ontology annotation, biological process: translation. The record is from RefSeq and is a predicted model, not a curated record. The transcript has a single exon.
AUGUUGCGUUCAAUUCUCUUAAAACAAGCUUCGGCAAAUACCUCGAGAGUCUUCUUGGCCUCAAACCUCAAACCAUGCAGAAAUAUUCACUGGUCGCCUCUUCUUUUCAAGAAGAGAGGUAAAGAGCCAGUCCAAAAAGAUGAGCCAACAGAAUCGGCCAAAUCCCCCGAAAUCGACUUCGACGAGGUCUCUCAAAGAUUUCAGGGUGUUCUCGACAAGUUCGCAAAACAUGCAAAUGAAUCCAAAUUGGGAAAGACAAAUCCUCAAAUUUUCGACAACUUACAAGUUGAGACUCCAGACGGGGAGCUUCCAUACACGGCCGUAGCAAUCACUGCUUUAAAAGGACGUAACUUCAUCAUGACAGUUUUUGAUCCUGCUAACGUCAAGCAUGUUGUCAACGCAGUGUUGGCUUCAGAUUUGAAUAUGAACCCAGUUCUUGAUCCUUCGAACAAACAGAUGUUGAAGGUGCCCUUGCCACCCGUGACAACAGAGUCUAAGAAGGAAAGCAUUAAACAAUUGAAGGCUGUUUUUGAUAAAUUCAAAAACGGGGCAGGUGGAUCAGGAAAACAUGCGCAUACUCUCUCGGCUAUCAGAGCAGAUAUCAAGAACAAGAUAUCCACCAAGAAGAAGAUGAACGACCAAGAACAGGCACUUUGGAAGAAAGUCGAGAGUGUGCACAAGGAGUACGUGAAGAAGCUUGAAGACAGCUUUAAAGCAGCCGAAACAGCUAUAAUGAAAUAA